Messenger RNA from Rubroshorea leprosula, 2474 nucleotides. Lineage: Eukaryota; Viridiplantae; Streptophyta; Magnoliopsida; Malvales; Dipterocarpaceae. The record is from the annotation of a GenBank genome assembly.
AUAUAAUUUCUUUCUCCUCCUCAAAAUAUAUUCAAGGAAAGGAAGAAAACAUUUGUAAGAACAUCUUGGUAUAGAAGAAGAAGAAACCAUGGAGGAGACAUUUGUGCCGUUUCGCGGCAUUAAAAAUGAUCUUAGAGGAAGAUUGAUGUGUUACAAGCAAGAUUGGACCGGUGGAUUCAGAGCAGGAUUCAGGAUUCUGGCUCCCACCACAUAUAUUUUCUUUGCUUCCGCAAUUCCAGUCAUUUCAUUUGGCGAACAACUUGAGAGAAAUACAGAUGGAGUUCUGACUGCUGUUCAGACCUUGGCAUCCACGGCCCUCUGCGGGAUCAUUCACUCCAUCAUUGGAGGUCAGCCUCUUUUGAUUUUAGGAGUUGCAGAGCCGACAGUCAUUAUGUACACAUUCAUGUUUAACUUUGCUAAGGAAAGAUCAGAUUUGGGUCGGAACCUCUUCCUUGCCUGGACAGCAUGGGUCUGUGUAUGGACUGCAUUCCUGUUGUUCUUACUUGCUAUCUUGGGAGCUUGCUCUAUAAUCAACAGAUUUACCCGAGUUGCGGGAGAACUGUUUGGUCUGCUUAUUGCCAUGCUCUUCAUGCAACAAGCUAUCAAAGGCCUUGUGGGUGAGUUCCGCAUCCCUCAACGUGAAAACCGAAAUUUGACAGAAUUUCUACCUUCAUGGAGGUUUGCCAAUGGCAUGUUUGCUCUAGUUCUGUCAUUUGGACUUCUGUUCACUGCUUUGAAAAGCAGGAAAGCAAGGUCAUGGCGGUAUGGUUGUGGUUGGCUUAGGAGCUUUAUAGCAGACUAUGGGGUGCCAUUUUUGGUUCUGGUGUGGACAGCUGUGUCCUACAUACCGUCUGGAAGUAUUCCGAAGGGAAUCCCCCGCCGUCUCUUCAGCCCAAAUCCGUGGUCGCCUGGCGGUUAUGAGAAUUGGACAGUUGUUAAGGAGAUGCUAAAUGUUCCGGUGGUGUACAUAAUCGGAGCUUUCAUCCCGGCAGUAAUGAUAGCAGUGCUUUAUUACUUUGACCAUAGUGUAGCAUCACAGCUUGCUCAGCAGAAGGAGUUCAAUUUGAGAAAGCCAUCUUCUUACCAUUAUGACUUGCUCCUUCUGGGGUUCUUGACACUGUUAUGCGGCCUUAUUGGAAUCCCCCCUUCAAAUGGAGUCAUCCCACAAUCUCCUAUGCACACCAAAAGCCUGGCCACAUUAAAACACCAGUUGCUUCGUAAUCGACUUGUCACAACAGCACGCAAGGGCAUAAGAAGGAAUGCUAGCUUGGGGCAGUUGUAUGGAAAGAUGCAAGAAGCCUAUCAUCAAAUGCAGACUCCUCUAGCCUAUCAGGAGCCCUCACUUCGUGGGUUAAAUGAAUUGAAGGAAUCAACCAUUCAAGCAGCAACAUGUACAGGAAAUAUUGAUGCCCCUAUAGAUGAAACUUUGUUUGAUAUCGAGAAGGAGAUUGAUGAUCUGUUACCUGUUGAGGUAAAAGAGCAGAGGGUCAGUAACUUGCUUCAGGCAAUAAUGGUGGGAGGAUGUGUUGCAGCAAUGCCCCUUCUCAAGAAGAUCCCAACUUCAGUCCUCUGGGGCUACUUUGCUUUCAUGGCUAUUGAAAGCUUGCCAGGAAACCAAUUUUGGGAAAGAAUCCUAUUACUCUUCACAGCUCCAAGUAGAAGAUACAAAGUUCUAGAGGAGUACCACGCAACAUUUGUGGAGACUGUUCCAUUCAAGACAAUUGCAUUAUUCACAAUUUUCCAAACAAUUUAUUUGCUUAUCUGUUUUGGACUUACUUGGGUACCCAUUGCUGGGGUCAUGUUUCCUUUGAUGAUCAUGCUUUUGGUCCCUGUAAGACAAUACUGCCUGCCCAAGUUCUUCAAAGGGCCACACCUUCAAGACUUAGAUGCUGCUGAGUAUGAAGAGGCACCAGCUUUACCCUUUACUCUGGCAACGGAAACAGAGAUUGGAGCUGGAGCAUCCUAUGCAGGGGAUGGGGAGAUUUUAGAUGAAGUAAUCACUAGAAGCCGGGGUGAAUUCAGGCAUCCUUGUAGUCCAAAGAUCACAAGCUCCACUGCAACCCCACUAAAUGAUCCUAGACGCAGUACUGGAAGUCCGAGGAUGUCCUAUAGUCCUCGUGUUAGUGAAGUAAGAGGGGAAAGAAGUCCUAAAUCAAGUGGAAUAGGGCCUCAGAGUCCAAGAACAGGAGAAUCAAAACCAUCUCCCUUGGGAAAGAGUCAUCUUAGCCCAUCAUCAAAAUAGUGGAAAGUCUUAACUAAGUUUGAUUAUAAAUGUAUUGGUAUAAGUUGCUUCUUUUCCUUUGAGUGUGUUGGUUUGCUUGGAAUUUCUGUAAAUCCCCCAACUUUUUUCCUUAAGACUAAGAUUGUAACACCAUAUCUGAGCAGCUUUUCUAGCCACAAUUAUAUACUAGGUAUUGCUUAUGUUUUCAAGGAAAUCAGAUGUUAUAAGUUGCUGCACUACAGAUUAUUCUCUG